Molecule: messenger RNA, 537 nt
Organism: Leishmania braziliensis MHOM/BR/75/M2904
Lineage: Eukaryota; Euglenozoa; Kinetoplastea; Trypanosomatida; Trypanosomatidae
Product: putative ADP-ribosylation factor
Exons: 1
Coding region: 1-537 (178 amino acids)
Biological process (GO): intracellular protein transport; vesicle-mediated transport
Cellular component (GO): cytoplasm
Molecular function (GO): GTP binding; GTPase activity
Source: RefSeq, a predicted model, not a curated record
AUGGGAGGCUGGCUGUCGUCGCUGCUGGGGAAGAAGGAGGUGCGCAUCCUCAUGGUCGGUCUCGAUGCGGCUGGUAAGACCACCAUCCUGUACAAGCUCAAGCUGGGCGAGGUCGUGACGACCAUUCCGACCAUCGGGUUCAACGUCGAGACGCUCGAGUACAAGAACCUGAAGUUCACCAUGUGGGAUGUCGGGGGCCAGGACAAGCUUCGCCCGCUGUGGCGCCACUAUUAUCAGAACACGAACGGCAUCAUCUUCGUGGUCGAUAGCAACGACCGCGACCGUAUGCGCGAUGCCAAAGCGGAGCUUGGGAGGAUGCUUGCCGAGGACGAGCUCCGCAACGCGACGCUGCUUGUAUUUGCGAACAAGCAGGAUCUGCCGAACGCGAUGAGCACAACGGAAGUGACGGAGAAGCUCGGCCUGCACGCCCUGCGCCAGCGCAACUGGUACAUUCAGGGCUGCUGCGGCACCACUGCUCAGGGCCUCUACGAGGGUCUCGACUGGCUCUCUGUCAACAUCAAGAAGAGCAUGAACUAA